AUGGAUGACACUGUUUUGGAUAAUCCUACUCUUUAUCGACAGUUAGUUGGAGGUCUCGUCUACUUGACUGUCACACACCCAAACAUCGCCGCCUAUCCAGUUUAUAUUCUUAGCCAGUUCUUGUCAGUUUCUCGUACUACUCACUAUGCGGCCGUUCUUUGCAUUCUUCGCUACGUCAAAGGCACUCUAUUUCAUGGACUUCAUUUUUCUGCCCAUUCAUUUUUAUCCCUUCAGGCAUACUCAGAUGCUGAUUGGGAUGGUGAUCCCACUGAUCGUCGUUCUACUACUGGUUAUUAUUUGUUUCUUAGUGACUCUCUUAUUACCUGGCGAACCAAGAAGCAAAUGUUCACUACUCCCUCAAGCACAGAAGUUGAAUAUCGUGUUCUCGUUGACACCACUGCUGAGGUUGUUUCGAUUCGUUGA
This is a messenger RNA of Arachis stenosperma, 423 nucleotides long. RefSeq lists its product as uncharacterized. The coding region runs from base 1 to 423 and encodes 140 amino acids. The transcript has a single exon. NCBI's taxonomy places the organism in Eukaryota, Viridiplantae, Streptophyta, Magnoliopsida, Fabales, Fabaceae. The record is from RefSeq and is a predicted model, not a curated record.